CGUCAUACCUAUGCGAUCCAAUUUGAACCACCUCCCAGCCUCCUGGCCUGCUUAUUAGUCCCCCAGAACGGCCACACCCUCUUCCGUUACUAUAUCCUUCCAAGUUCAGUCUCUUUGUUCCAGUCUUCGUUCGUUCUAUACCCUUCCGAAUUUCUUCGUGUCGUGUUGAGCCUUCAGACUCGACCUCUAUACCCAUUUUACUGCUACACAGCUCCCACACCAUUACCAUGGAGUCCAAGAAGACCGAGCUUUCUCAGGAGAAGCCUCUUAACGAGCUGCUCUCCCGCUCGAUGGUCGACAUCUAUGUCGGUCCCGAGAACACACACUGGGUCCUCCACGAGAAGCUCCUCUGCUACCACUCCCCGUUCUUCCGCAAGACCUUCUACAGCAAGUCCAACACCUCCAAAACCUUCGGCCUCCCGGAUGAAGAAGACCUCCCCUUCAAGACCUUCGUAGGCUGGCUCUACAGCUCCUCCCUGCCGGUGCCCCGCGAAGAAGCCGACCUAGGCCUCCAGUUCGACCUGUACCUCAUGGCCGAGAAGUUCCAGAUCCCCGCGCUCGUCCAGGACAUCCUGCAGGUGGUCCGCGAAUGGUACAAGUACUCGGACACGUACCCGGGACUCCGCCGCGUGCAAUACAUCUACGCCAACACCGAGGACGGCAGCCCGAUGCGACACAUGCUUGUCCACAGCGUGGCGCGCCUCAUGGCGCUCGAGAAGGGCAUCCCCGCCCACUGGGACAAGGCGCUCCGCAAGAACGGCCAGCUCGCCGUCGACAUCAUCCGCGCGAUCCAGGAGUGGCGUCUCGACGAGGAGGUCGUGCCGGAUGCCCGCGACGACCCGGCCGACGCGGAGGACUUGGUUCCGGAGGACGAGAUUGCGGAUGCCAUGGACGACAGCGAGGCUACCGUCGUCGACAGCCCUGUCGAGCCUAAGCACCCCGAGAUCCCCAAGCCCAAGGACGUCAAGAAGAAGGGUGACGACCUUGUCAAGGGGGUCGAGAAGUUGGGAUUGAACGAGAUUCCUAAUGGUCUUACGACCGGUGACUUCGGAACGCUUCGUUAAGUGUUUCUAUUCGUCCACAUUAUUUCCACUAUUUGGCUUAAAAUUUGAUCACAUCUUCUUUUGGUUACGGAUAUCUGGUACUUUCACGGACAUUCUAAUGGUUGAACUGGGGUGAUACCCACUCAUCCUUCGACAUUUGUCCAUUUAUUUCGCCUGUAAUGCCUUUCUCUUAUUCUUCGAGAAACAUUUUCUUCUUCCUUUCACUUUUUGUA
Aaosphaeria arxii CBS 175.79 is the source of this 1276-nucleotide messenger RNA. RefSeq lists its product as uncharacterized. The transcript is spliced from 2 exons. The coding region runs from base 228 to 1064 and encodes 278 amino acids. The record is from RefSeq and is a predicted model, not a curated record. Gene Ontology annotation, molecular function: protein binding. Lineage: Eukaryota; Fungi; Ascomycota; Dothideomycetes; Pleosporales.